Wasmannia auropunctata (little fire ant) is the source of this 7423-nucleotide messenger RNA. It is a transcript of the gene UbcE2H, whose product is annotated as ubiquitin-conjugating enzyme E2 H. The record is from RefSeq and is a predicted model, not a curated record. The transcript has 5 exons. Bases 118 to 681 code for a protein of 187 amino acids. Lineage: Eukaryota; Metazoa; Arthropoda; Insecta; Hymenoptera; Formicidae. Gene Ontology annotation, cellular component: nucleus. Gene Ontology annotation, biological process: protein polyubiquitination; ubiquitin-dependent protein catabolic process. Gene Ontology annotation, molecular function: ubiquitin conjugating enzyme activity.
GGAGGUGUGUUAGUGGUGGAGGACGCUACCAGGAGCGCCGCGGGGCGAGGAAGGGCCCCAGCCGAACUCAGCAUCGCCGACGACGACGACGACGAGCGAGCAGCAGCACCGAUAAAUAUGUCGUCCCCCAGCGCCGGCAAGCGACGCAUGGACACGGACGUUAUCAAACUAAUAGAAAGCAAACACGAGGUGACGAUUCUAGGAGGACUAAAUGAAUUCUCCGUUAAGUUCUACGGUCCACGAGGGACGCCCUACGAGGGUGGAAUAUGGAAGGUGAGGGUCCAUCUGCCGGAGCACUACCCCUUCAAAUCACCUUCGAUCGGUUUCAUGAACAAGGUCUACCAUCCCAACAUUGACGAAGUCUCGGGCACGGUGUGUCUAGACGUUAUAAACCAGGCUUGGACUGCCCUUUACGACUUGUCAAAUAUUUUCGAGUCUUUCCUGCCUCAGUUGUUAACAUAUCCCAAUCCAAUCGAUCCCCUGAACGGCGACGCUGCCGCGAUGUAUCUUCACAAACCCGAAGAGUACAAGAAGAAGGUGGCGGAUUACGUCAGGAAGUACGCGACGGAGGAGGCGCUGAGGGACCAGGAGAACGGUGGCACCGGCAACGGGAUGUCGUCCGACAGCGAGUCGUCGAUGAGCGACUUCAGCGAGGACGAGGCGCAGGACAUGGAGUUGUAACCAAAUAUAUUACCAUCCGCGCGUACCCAUAUCCUUAAUCAUCUCGAUUCCCUGUAAGAUCCCCCCCUCCCCGAUCGCUCGUCCUUACUACCAAAUAGAUGCUUACACCCGAGACUCCCGAGUCUCACUCUUCUGGUAACGGCGACGAGGUUUUCACCCCCUUCACCCUUCUCUCGUCGCCGCUCUCGUCGCCCGUCGCUCCGUGUAUAAACACAUACACCGUGAGGGGAGGGGAUGGAGGAGUUGGUGGCUCGACCAUCCUCCGGCACCGACGAGAGCGAAAGUGACGGAGACGAACGAGGUAAAAAAAAAAAAAGCGGAGAAUCCGCGCUCUUCUCACCCCCGAGCGCGUUUCCCGAGGGGGCGUUUUCUAUUCACGGCAGCGAUGUCUCUUACAGCGAUCGUGUCCAAGCUCUUGGCUUGAAAUUACUUCGUUAAUUAUUCGCUGCGAUUCAAUUGUCACGAUCACGACGUAUUGACAUGAUUAUGACGUGCUCGUCAAACGAGGCGUUUCGCACGCAUGAAACUCGCGGUGUCUUGUAAAAAUGUUCCGACAGUCGAAUGCUCUUACUCACUUUCCGAGUGCGAACAAGAGAAAGAGGAGAGGUAUAUAUUUGAGACAAGGAGAAUCGAAGAGAGAGAGGACCAUCGUUGGUGUUUACGGUUUGUUGGAUUCGCAGUAUCGAUUUUUUCGAAAUUAUAUCCUCCGGUGUAAUGCCGGUUAUCGAUCGGGUAUCGAAGCUUCUGCUGCGUGUGUACCUAACGAUGCGUUUCUCUAUGAACAGCGUAGCAGUAACGUAUCGUGCGUAAUGUAACGGUUUAAGAGCUGUACCAGCUCUGACAUAUUCGCCCGGUUCACGUUUUCCUCGGUUUUUUUUUCUUUUUCUUUUGAGAUUCUCUCGCCCUUGUUCGUUCUUUCUUCCGAGCGCCCGCGGGCGCGUUCGUCGUUGUGAUAUUCCGAAAACACGUGAUCGAAAGAUCGAAGAGCAGCACGGAGAGGGAUGCGCGGCGACACGAAAUUUUAACGACGAACGAAUCGAUCAAUCUGGCACACAGUACAGCGCACACGCAUCCGCCUCCACUAACGACUUCUUUGCUGCUACCUUAGACUGUGUUAGCAUCUAUUUAGAGAAAAUUAUUUUUACAUUCGACAAAAAAUCGCAAUCAAUCGUUACUCAUUCUUCUCAUUCUUUGAAAUUUGCGAAAAAGUAAACGCUAUAAAUAUCGCCCAGUUAGAGGGAGAAAAGCAGAGACGAGCGUAUACGUUUGCCUUCGCAAUCUUUUUUUUCUUUCUUUUCCUCGCUCGUCGAUCGAUCAUAAAAACCGGUGCGCGUGUCACGCGCGUCAGUUUCAGGUUUCUUUUUUUUUUUUUUUUAAGCUUUUUUUAAGCAACAGUGAGACACGCAAAAAUGUGUGAUGGAGUAUGGGUACUAGCACCGUCUUCCUUUUUCCUGCCAUCACCAUUCCCAAAACGUUUCCCCUCCCUCCCCCUCGUAGGGCUGCGCAUCAGCGACCGAUCGCCAUGUCGUCGUCGUCGUCAUCGGCAGCGGCAGCGGCGGGGAAAAGAUCGAACCUGCCACGCAAACGGCCGCACGCGAACGACGCCGGGACGACGCAGCCGCUAGCCAAGACUGCGCGAUUGCGGAACCAUCCCGGGAGAAUGAGUGCAAACGAGACGACUCCGAAUACGUUUCAAGCAGCGUCCUCGGCGUCCCGCCACGAGCUGUGCGCAUCGGGCGGGCGAAACGCGGAAGAGGCGCAAGCGAACGAAGCCACAGGACUGUCAUCGGCCGUGUGUCCAUCCUUCGGAAGUGAAUGUAGAUUUAGUUGAUGUCCCCGGUGGGUACGGAUCGGUUACGCGAUUUAACACUCGCUCGCGGAAAAUUUUAAGUCAAUUUGUACUAUUUUAAUCUCAUUGUUAUUAUUCGACUCAUUAUAGAUUUCAUUAUAUAGAUUAUUGUUAUUAAGAGGAGGACGUAUAUAUUAAAUUGAAUUGGUUUGUUACAUUGUUUGGAGAGAUGCUUUGCUUUUCCGAGAAAGAGUGGAAACUGGAAAUAUCCUUGCGUUUAAGGAAACGAAAAAGAACGAACAACUACUCCCCCCCCCCUCGACCUACUUAAUUAAUCAUUACUUCCAUCCGCUAAUGCAGUUUUCUUAAGUUUAUUUCGAAUGUUAGAGCUAAAGAAAAUGAAAUCAAAGGACUCAGGGAAUUUCCGUUUGAGAAACAAAAACUAUGGUUGUAUCAUCGCCCGAAGUAUAAAGCAAGAGACGUGAAUUCGAAUACAUUCAGAGUAAGAAAGCGCGAGGAAAGGACUAGAAUUUAUUUUUAUGAUUGACGAUAUAUCAGCGUAUUUAAAUUUUCAAAAACGAAAAACAACAAAGAACCAAGUAGAGUAAAAAGAAUUGUUUGGCAAAGUGUAGGAAAAAAACUGUAAGUUUAUAAAAUAUAAAAUUGUACAAACCUUGGUGCACAAUAAUCUUCGAUCAAUAGUAUCUCGUUUCAAAUUGAUCUCCCUCCUUUGCAUGAUUUACAUGUAUGCAAUGCGAUUUAUAGCAUGUACGUAAGUAUAAACAUUAUAUUUCAGUGCCUUCUCAGGCAGAAAAGCGUGCCUUAUUAUAUGGGUCUCCCGUAAAGAAAUUUCAUUGGAACAUAUGAGUGAAUACGACGAGCAUUUUUAGCGUUAACGGAUCUCUUCGAAAUUACUUGUGCUUUGAAGCAUUGCAAAAUUAAUACCGAAUGUGUUUUUUUUUAGAGACUAGGAGAUAAAACGUCGAUUAAACGAAGCUUCAGUAAUUCCUCGGUGAUGAUUGAAAAAUGUGUAAAAUCGUCAGCGGAAAAGACAGGAUGUAAGAAAAGAUGUGAAAAAGAAAACAUUUCACCGAUCAAAUCGAUAUGUCUAUAUUUGAAAUUUUGAACAGACACAACGCUUUACCUAAUUCAUAUAAACACGAUAUCGUAAACCGUCGCCAAAACUGCGUUGCUUGACCUGCUUGGGCGCGUCGGUCGUAAAAAAAAACAACGCAGCAGCUACAGUAAUCAAAUUCAGAAUGUAUAUACAUAUAGCAAAACAAAAGUCACGAUUUUUUUUAUUUUUACGCCGCUAUAUCUGUACACACUUAAUACAAAUUCGUUGCCCACGCUCUCGCGGUCGCAACUUUUAUUUCGUCCGCCGAUAAAGCUUAUCCAGGUUUUUAAUGUAUUACGCAACACAUUACGCUCACUUUUUUCUCUUCUUUUUUAAAGAACGCUAAGUUUUAUGCAACGAGAAAACGAUAUGUAAUUUAUACGCAGGGAUAUUCGCGCUUUUACGUUUAUUACGUUAUUAUUUAAGACGGACUUUCGUGGACACGGCCUGUUUCCCAGCGAAUCCAUUCCGUUGGCGACGUGUACUGCAAUGUAUUUACCGUUCCGAGAAGUCGCUAUUAAGACUUAAGUGAAAUCAGGUACGGUUUUCGUACAACUUGUCAGAAGCAAUGUCGUUUUUUCUGUUUUUUUUUUUUAAUGCUUUUCUUCUUUCUUGGUUCGUGCAAUUAUGUAAAGCGACUCAAAAAAAAUUCGUCAGUUGCUCUUCGUUACAUUUUUUCAUAAUAUAUAUGAUACAUUCGUCCCACUGGCUUCGUUAUUGUUACAAUAUUUCAGUGCUUUUCGAGACUCGGUGUGCAAUCAACAAAGUACGAUAUAUGCGUCAUCACUUGGAUGUGCAUCAAGAGAAAUGUACAGUUUAUUCAGCAUGAAUACUUAGAAUUAUCUCUCAGCCGUACUUAUAUAGAAAGAGAAAAGGAAAAAAAUUAUCCGCUACCCCUUUAAUUCGCACUGUGUCUCUCUCGCGGGAACGCGCGCGCCUUUUCUACUUUUAUUUCUGUAAGUUAGCACAGUACCGUAGCUUUAACGCGUCUAAUGUCUCGUCGGCACUGUACUUUUUAGAUUUCAUUCAUUCAGAACCAAAAAAAAAAUAUAUAUAUAUAUAUAUCAUCAUCAUCAUACAUAGAAUGUACGUUUCCAGUGGAACCGUGUCGAUUGAGUUUGAAGUCGUGCUCUCAGAUCUCACAUCGUUGCUAAUUAUAUAUGUAACAUAUAGAAUUAUUGACUAGUUAUACGCAUAAAUAAAUAAAUAUAUAUAUAUACAUAUAUAUAUUAUCGAUCAUAUUCGCAUAUAACUUUAUAUUAGCUUUAUUAUGUAUAUGGUUUUACUAACGAGUUGUUUAAGCGAAAAAAGAAUAAUUUUAAUAAUCAUUUUUUAUAUAUUUUUUUUGCAAGUGUUGUUUGUUCCUCCUGUCAACUGAUGAACUUAACGCGUCUCCGUUUCGGCUAUUGGGAUCGUUUUUUUUUUCAGUCGUGCUCAUUAUAACGAAGACGUCGAAAAUUUUCCGCGACAUGCGUAAAUUGAUAUUGAAUUAUUAUCGGGUUAACGCUUAGAUUAAUUGUAAUUAAUAUUUCGUUUUACAAUGCGAAGAUCCAUUGCCUCUAUUGUGUUCAAAACCUUUUUGUAACAUUGAAUAACGUCUAAAAGGCAUAUUUUUGUACAUGUAUUGCAAUGAUAUAAUAUAGCGAUAGCUGCAUGUUCUUUAUCCUAUGUCGGAUUUCAUCGCCAUUUUAUUUUCCCCCUCUGUGAUCAUAAAUAAUGGAUAAUCAAUUAUUUUUGUAAUCGCGUACAAUCUGCCUCACACACAACACACACACACACACACACACACACACACACACAGAACGAUUAGAGUCUCCGCGUGUAAGAUGCAUUGCUUAUUGUCGUUCUUUUAAUUCCGUACGAAAUACGUCGAAUGUUUUCCGAAGUAAUUGUACAUUUAAAGGAAUCAUUUGUACAUGCAAAGGAGUCGUUACGUAUAACACGAGAACUACAUGAUUUACAUAUAAGUGAUAAUAAAUUAUAAGAGUCCUAAGAGAAAUAUUGAAACGAGAGAAUUUGAAACUGCGAUUAUUGUGAUCGAUUGGUUCUUCCUGGCAUAUUUCUGUGUUUCUUAAUGUCCCACCCGUAAAUCUUAUUCGCGAGAAAGAAUGUAAGUAUAUAUUUACCGAUGACAAUUCCGAUUAUAUAUCGAGGGAGAAAGAGAGAGUAACUGGCGGGCGACGGGCGAUGCCACGUGUGUUUGUCAAAAACCAUUAUGUCAACGACACAUGAUGUGAUCGAAGGGGUGAGGGAUUCGUUUUUUGCCCGAUUCAGUUUUGUGUUCAAACGAUAUAUAUAUAUAAAUAAAACUACACAUCCACCCACGCAGAAACACAGAGUGCGAAACGCGUUCUAUAAGCGAAGCGUUCUAUUAAUUUCGCGCCACGGCGUGCACGAUCUACGACUUUUUGCGAGAAUCAUAACUCGGAGUUGCAACUUCAACGUUAUACAAAAGGGAAAUAAAGAAAAGGGAGGAAAAGCAGACGCUCUCGGGAGUCGGAGCCAAAAAAUAUAACUGAGACUUUCAUUGUUCGCGGAACUUAAUUCCUUGUCGUGCAGCGUAACGUACGUCGAAAAUAGGGAGACUAUAGAAGUCGGUAUAGAGCGGUCGUUAUCAAAGAGGUUGUUUAAACGCGCUUAAAUAGCGGGCACUCGUUCCGGAUUUCCAGCGCGUGACGUGAAUGAAGAAGAUAAUGAACGGCUGCUAUUCCUGCAGGUUCCGCCGGCGGAGCACGUAUCCUGAUUUGACAUCUCGUUUCUUUCUUUCUUUCUUUCCUCGCGGAGGUAAACGCUGAAUUAGAUAAUCCGAGAGGGAAACGUAUAUACUCUCUACCUUCGGAUAUUUUAAUCAGGACAGAAAGACAGCAAUAUUUUUGCUACUGGUUCGUAUAAUUAUAUAUAUCAUCGAGACGUUAGCGAGCGUGCCGCGGCGACGGCACGGGCGUCAGAGGCGUUUGCAAUAAUGGUUGACUACAAAGUUGUAAUAAGGAGGGUACACAGAUACACCAUAUACACACAUAUACACACACACAAUCGUUAUAUCGGUCCCGAUCCGUAACGAUAUAGGGAAACUAGUCGCCCGACAACGACGAUGCAGUUGCGCUUGCGGAAUACGCAAUUUCGAUUAUAUACCUACAUAGUUUGGCAAAUUCAUUUCAAUCACACGCUCUAUCGCGCGACAGCGAUUCCCCCCUCCUCCCCCUCCCACCUGUUUUCCGCUACCUUAUCCAUCCAGCCCAGAAAAUCAGACGACAGGCCCACCCUCUUAAUCAUCUCCCAACUAUUAGAUCCAGCGAUAAGAAGUGAACACCUAGCCAGUGUGAAUAUUUGCAAAAAUUAUAGACGGUGAACGCCGACAUUGUCUGCACGGGAGUCGGGUGGUAAUCGAGCAGCGCGCGGCGAACGCGCAAAAUAAAACAUGCGAUUGCACUGAUAUAUUUAUACCGAUCCGGUGAUUUGGACAUAGACGCUCCAACCGUUGUCAGUCCGCUGCAGAGAGCAACCGGGGGAAUGCGAUUGACGUUAUUAAAGAAGCUAAUAAAUUCGCGCGCGCUCGUAUUUUGUUACUCUUGCUUUGGGCAAUAUCGGCGUUCGCGGCGCAAUGGACAGACUUUCGCGUGUGUUAUUAUUACCGCUUUACACUUACUCAUCGAUUGUGCGAGAAAACGUACCUCCUAAAACCGUUUCCACCGUAGAUAAGCGAGGCCAUUUUCUAUUUUCGCGUCUGAAACAACAAAUAAUAAUAAUAAUAAUAAUACCCGAUGAGUUUUGCGUACUCACGCCAAGUGAGAAUUGCUCCGUCGCCGCGGGGAAGCGAAAUUGUAAGCGCGAGAAAA